AUGCUGCUGGGCCAGGUCACCCUCACCCCCUUCUCGGUCAACGACAUCCUCCAGCUGGAACGCGAGCACAGCGACCCCGGGGCUUUCCUAACGCCGUGGAUGGCACCCAGGGGCCUGGGACCCCAACCGAGUGAGUCAGAGGUCUACCUCGCCAGCAGUGUGGACAGGGCCGGCCGCCGGCCCCCUGGGCGUCCCUGGGGGUCCGUCUCCACGGCGGAGGCGGAGGAGGAACGGAUGGAAGAGCCACAGGCUGUCCUGAGCGCGCCGCCGCCUCUCCUGGGCAGCGGGAACGGGAUGCUGGAGCGCGAUGGCGACGGCGAGGGCGCGCGCGGCGGCCGCCCCGAGCCGCCCCCGGCCCGGCCGCAGCGCCGGAAGCCGCGGGUGCUGUUCUCGCAGCCCCAGGUGCUGGCUCUGGAGCGGCGCUUCAAGCAGCAGCGCUACCUGUCGGCGCCCGAGCGCGAGCACCUGGCGGGCGCGCUGCAGCUCACGUCCACGCAGGUCAAGAUCUGGUUCCAGAACCGGCGCUACAAAUGCAAGCGGCAGCGCCAGGACAAGUCGCUGGGCCUGGCCGGCCUCCCGCCGGCGCCGCGCCGGGUGGCGGUGCCCGUGCUGGUGCGCGACGGCCAGCCGUGCGUGGGCCCCGGCGCGGGCCCCGGCGCGCGCGCCCCCUCCGGCCCCUACGCCCAGGCCGACGCGCCCUACGCCCGCUACGGCGGCUACGCGAGCGCCCACUGCGGAGCCAGCUGCGCGGCCGCGUUCCCCGCGCCCGCCGCGCCCCUCGCCGGCUUCAGCCCCGGAGGCCCCAGCGCCACCGCGCAGGGCGCCAGGGCCUGGUGA
Dipodomys spectabilis (banner-tailed kangaroo rat) is the source of this 837-nucleotide messenger RNA. It is a transcript of the gene Nkx2-6, whose product is annotated as NK2 homeobox 6. The coding region runs from base 1 to 837 and encodes 278 amino acids. NCBI's taxonomy places the organism in Eukaryota, Metazoa, Chordata, Mammalia, Rodentia, Heteromyidae. The transcript has 2 exons. Gene Ontology annotation, biological process: regulation of transcription by RNA polymerase II; cell differentiation. Gene Ontology annotation, cellular component: nucleus. Gene Ontology annotation, molecular function: DNA-binding transcription factor activity, RNA polymerase II-specific; RNA polymerase II cis-regulatory region sequence-specific DNA binding. The record is from RefSeq and is a predicted model, not a curated record.